ACGUCGUCAAAACAAUUACUCGGCACAGGUUUCUACGACAUAAUGUCGUCGUGUGAAAGAAAAUUGUAAAUCUUUGCACAAAAGUUAGAAUUGCUCCUGGAAUAUAACCACAAAAUAGUUAACAAAUAGUAGAAAAACUUAAGAAAAAAACAAAAUAAAAAACAUUUCAUGGUAUUCAGACAAUAAAAAGCAGCAGCAAAGUGUUUUAAAAGCAAGAAAUUAUUGUAAAAGUGAUUUUUUAAUGACGACGUCAAUUUGCAAAUAACAGCAGCAGCACAAGAAAAAAUUUUCUAAUAAAAAAAAUUUUAACAACGCUGUCUGCAAGGGAUAUUGUGAACAGAUUUCAGAAAAGAAAAGCUAAAUCAAAGAACUGGAGUUUUGGAACUAAAGAAAAUAUUUAAUAUUUUUGCAAUUGCUAAAGAAAAAAUGCAAAUCCCUAGACUAUUGGCGAGCGAGGUCGACUUUUUCAAAGGCAAAGCUUAGCAGAGCUCUGCGAAAUGCGUACAUCCGAUACCGCAGCCAUUAAGGCAGAGAAAAAAGUGAAAUUAUUAUUGUGUGUUAAUCAGAAAUUAUAUAGAAAAACUUGAUAUUUUUUCUUUAAAAAAAGAAGUAAACGUUUAUUUAUCAAGAGUAUUUUGACAACAUAAAGAAAAACCCUAAAACAAUACAAAGGAAAAAUAGACAUUUUUGCCUAUUUUGGGACUAUAUAGUGAUUUAUAGCUCGAGUUUUUUGCUUUUUUUCUGGCGAUUGUAAUAAAAAUUUUGUAAAGUGAACGGUUCGGUUGGUCGUGGAAACGAAUAUAAAAAUUAAAAAAAAAUAAUAUAGAAAAAAAUAUUGUGGUGUUUGAAAAUAUACACGUUGGUAGUUUUUCUAACUUUUUAAUUUUGAUAAUUAAAGAAAAUCUUUUUAAAAUUAAAUUAAUACAAAAUAAAAAAAUAAUAAAACUUUUUUGUCCAUUGUAUGGCUGAAUAUUAUGCAAAACAUACUGUACUAAAAAAAGCUGGUGAACAAAAACAACAAAAAAAAAGAAAGAACAAUAUUCAAGUGAUUUUCGUGUUUCAUUUAAACAGCAGCAGAAAAAAACCUGAUUUUUUUCCAAUUUGGAAUAGGAUUUAAGCAAAAAUAUACAAGAAAUUAUAAAAAAAGCCUCCGAAAAAAAGAAAAUCCAAAAACAAAAAAGAAAAUAAAAACAACAUUAGUGUGAUUUAAAAACUCCUUAAACACGCGACAGAUAGAGUAGAAACGUUGAAAUAGAGAACGCAGAGAAUAAUGUCCACAAAGAUAACUGCUUCAGCCGAUAGUAGUAGUAACACUACCGCCAGUCCAGCCGCAACUUCGUCAAUGUCUACUGCAGCAAAUGGUUCCACAACACCCGCCAGACGUCUACGCACCAGAACCUCAACCGGUGGUAAUGUAAGUGGUGGUGAAUCAGCUCAAAAGAAAUAUGGCCCACUCACCGAAAGAAGUGACUCAAUUUCCAAUGCGUCCAGCACGACUACAGGAAAUGAAGACAAACCAAGUGCAAGUAAAAAAUAUCACAACAGUUGUCCUCAACCGCCAACCAGUUCUGGCCGCAAAGAAAAGAAUCAUUCUCAACCUCACAGCUCCAGUACUUUCAAUAUGAAUAAAACGGAAGAGUUUAACUUUGAUACACCCUUGGAGUGUCCAGUGUUUCGCCCCACAACGGAGGAAUUUAAAAAUCCUUUGGCCUAUAUCAGUAAGAUACGACCGAUUGCCGAAAAAUGUGGUAUAGCCAAGAUUUUGCCACCGGAGUCCUGGUCGCCACCGUUUGCAGUGGAUGUGGAUAAAUUGAAAUUUACGCCACGUGUUCAACGUCUCAAUGAAUUGGAAGCUAAAACACGUGUAAAAUUAAACUUUCUCGAUCAAAUAGCGAAAUUUUGGGAAUUGCAAGGUUCUUCUCUCAAAAUACCCAUGGUGGAACGCAAAGCACUCGAUUUAUACACACUACACCGUAUUGUUCAGGAAGAAGGCGGAAUGGAGCAGACAACCAAGGAACGCAAAUGGGCCAAAGUAGCAAAUCGUAUGUCUUAUCCUUCUAGUAAGAGUGUGGGUGCCACGCUUAAGGCCCACUAUGAACGCAUUCUGCAUCCUUUUGAGGUCUAUACAUCGGGCAAAGUUUUGGGACAAGGUAGUGGUACUGUAGGCAGUCCAGAUGUUAAGCUAGAAGAUGGCACCGAUUACAAGGCCCAUGAGAUACCCACACGUCAACAAAUUGCUCCACCCAAUGAGACCAAUGCCAGGCGUUCCAAACGUUUUGCAAAUUCUAGUGCCAGCUGUGGCUUGGGCGUUAAUCGUGGUGGUGUCAAAACCGAGACCAAGGAAGACUUUAAACGCGAUUUAUUAAGUUGUUUCAAUGCUUCUGCAGCUUCAGCCGCCAAUCGGGCAAAUGCUGGUAAUGGCAUUGCCGGCUCAGCCCAAAAGAAGGCUCCCGAUCCCAAUGCUGCCGUGGAUCCUUUAAUGAAAUACAUUUGCCACAUCUGUAAUCGCGGUGAUGUAGAGGAAUCAAUGUUAUUAUGCGAUGGAUGCGAUGAUUCAUAUCAUACCUUCUGCUUGUUGCCACCUUUAUCCAGUAUACCAAAAGGUGAAUGGCUUUGUCCACGUUGUGUGGUGGAAGAGGUUAGCAAGCCCACCGAAGCCUUUGGUUUCGAACAGGCCGAACGUGAAUACACUUUGCAGCAAUUUGGUCAGAUGGCUGAUCAAUUUAAAAUGGACUAUUUCCGUAAGCCGGUACAUUUAGUGCCCACCGAUUUGGUGGAGAGAGAAUUCUGGCGUAUAGUUUCCUCCAUCGAUGAGGAUGUAACAGUGGAAUAUGGCGCUGAUCUUCAUACCAUGGAUCAUGGUUCGGGUUUCCCCACAAAAAGUUCUCUCUACUUGUUACCCGGAGACCAGGAAUAUGCCGAAUCGAGUUGGAAUCUAAACAAUUUGCCUUUGCUGGAAGAUUCAAUACUGGGACACAUAAAUGCCGACAUUAGCGGUAUGAAUGCUCCUUGGAUGUAUGUGGGUAUGUGUUUUGCCGCUUUCUGUUGGCAUAACGAGGAUCACUGGAGUUAUUCUAUCAAUUAUUUACAUUGGGGUGAACCGAAAACCUGGUAUGGUGUACCCGGCAGUUGUGCUGAGCAAUUUGAGGAAACCAUGAAACAGGCUGCCCCUGAAUUAUUUGCUUCACAGCCCGAUUUAUUGCAUCAGCUAGUAACCAUUAUGAAUCCCAACAUAUUGAUGAACAAUGGAGUGCCCGUUUAUCGCACCGACCAGAAUGCCGGUGAAUUUGUGAUAACAUUUCCUCGUGCCUACCACGCCGGUUUUAACCAGGGCUACAAUUUUGCCGAAGCGGUUAAUUUCGCCCCAGCCGACUGGCUUAAAAUGGGUCGUGAGUGUAUAAAUCACUAUUCGAUGUUGCGUCGUUUCUGUGUUUUCUCGCACGAUGAACUUGUCUGUAAAAUGGCCCUCGAGCCAGCCAAGCUGACGUUUGGCAUAGCCACCGCCUGUUACAUUGAUAUGGCUGAAAUGGUUGAUUCCGAGAAAAAAUUACGUAAAUCUCUGUUAGAAUGGGGCGUUACCAGGGCAGAGCGCAAAGCAUUUGAACUGAUACCAGAUGAUGAACGCCACUGUCAAGAGUGCAAUACAACAUGUUUCCUUUCGGCCGUCUCUUGUGAGUGUACAAAGACUAUAGUUUGCUUACGCCACUAUACCGUCUUGUGCACUUGUCCACCGGAUAAACAUACUUUAUUGUAUCGCUACACACUCGAUGAGAUGCCCCUGAUGUUACAAAAACUCAAAUCUAAAGCUCAAAGUUUCGAGAGAUGGUUGUCACGGUGCCGGGACAUCGUAGAUGCCAAUACACCCACUUCAGUAACCUUGCAAGAGCUCCAAGAGUUGUGCAAGGAGGCGGAGAUUAAGAAGUUUCCCUCGUCUCUAUUAAUUGAUCGCCUUAAUGCUGCUGUCUUGGAGGCAGAGAAAUGUGUUACAGUGAUUCAACAGUUGGGUAUAAAUAAGGUUCGCACCCGUUCCGAUAAUAAUUUGGAAGCUGCACAGUACAAACUCACAAUGGAGGAACUUGAACUUUUUGUUCAGGAAAUCGAUAAUCUCUGUUGUACCAUCGAGGAGGGUGUUUCAGUGCGAGAACUGUUAGUUUUAGGCAAACAAUUUGUAGAACGCACCAAUGAAAUGCUAAAGCAUUCAUUAGAUGCUCUAGAGGAAUCGGAAUUGGAAGCCAUUAUCGGAGAAGGCAACUCACUGCGCAUUGAAUUGCCCCAAAUGCAGCAAUUAAACAUGCGACUCAAACAAUUAAAAUGGUACAAACGUUCACAAGGCCUAAGGGCUGCCAGUGCAAAACUUACUUACGAUGACGUUAAGAAUUUGUUGCAUGUAGCAGCCGCUGAGAUUGCACCCACAGAUCCCAUAAUUGAUGCAGAAAUACGCAAACUGCAAGAGAUUGGAGCCUCAAUAGAAGCCUGGGAAUGCCAGGCCAGCAAAUAUUUUAAUUGCAGUACGCAACGCCAUGAACUGGUGGAAAUUGAACAAUUCCUUAAAACCGCCACUGAUAUAGAGGGUUUGGUGCCAUCCUAUAGUAUACUAAAGGAUGCCCUACGCAAGGCCAAAGAAUGGUUAAGGUCUGUUGAACAGCUGCAAGCCAAUGACCACUUUCCCUAUUGUCAUACUCUAGAAGCAAUUGUCAAUCGUGGUGCGAGUAUACCCAUAAGACUGGAGGAACUUUUGCGUAUGCAGGGCCAUCUGAAAAGUGCUCAUGACUGGAAGGAGAAUACCGAAAGAGCAUUUUUAAAGAAAAACACCUUCUAUACACUUUUGGAGGUUUUAAUGCCCCGCGGAGAGUCGGUCAUUAUUGACUCGGAUCUAAAGAAAAAAUUCGAAGAUGAUUUCGUUAAAGAAAUGAAUCCUGCACAAAUUGUGGAAUCAUUUAAAAUAGCCGAGGAAAAGGAAUUGCGUGAUAUGCGAGAACACAGACGACAAAAUAUGACUAAAAAUCCUCUGCGCGAUGACUACUGUCUCUGCAAGUCAUCUUUCCAGGGUGUAAUGUACAAUUGUCAAUUAUGCCGGGAUUGGUUCCAUGAGGACUGUGUACCGCCGCCACCACAAACGAAUUGUGCUGCAGACGAAGGCCUCAAAAUGAAGUGGUUGUGUCCUUCAUGUGUUCGUUCAAAGAGACCACGCCUGGAAACUAUAUUACCCCUGUUGGUGUCCUUACAAACGUUACCCAUACGCUUGCCCGAAGAUGAAGCUCUACGCUGUCUAGCGGAAAGAGCCAUGAAUUGGCAAGAUCGUGCCCGUAAAGCCCUUACAAGUCCCGAUGUUACAGCUGCCUUAGAAGUUAUAGCUGCGGCGGCCCAGCAAAGGAAUAACAAACAGAAGAAACGUAAAGGCGCUAAGGAGUCAGGAGCAGCACGCAAACCACGACGCAGUAGUCAACGUAACUCCAAAGAUGAGGGUUCCGACAAUGGCGAUUCAGAUGAUGAGGGACGUUUACAUAUAGUGGAGGAAAACUUUAGUAAUGAUGAGGAGGAAGAGGGCGAAGCGAAUGCAACAAACGAUAACGCCAACAAUACACACAAUGGUCUCCAGUUGCAGAAGUUAUUGUCCGAUAGCGAAACAGACAAUCUCGACGAACUGAUGAUGGAAGGCGACCUUCUAGAAGUAUCACUCGAUGAAUCACAAGAACUUUGGAGGGUGCUUUCCACAGUACAACCAGCCCAGCCUUCCGAAGCAGCAGCACUUGUUGAACAGCAUCAAACGAUGCUUAAGCAACAGAACCAACAAAACCAACAACCGCCUUCCAGUGUCAAUUCAGCAGCCGAAGACUCCAACGACAGCUUAAUGGUACAGAGCAGUCCCAACAGCACUAGUAAUAGUGGUAGCGGCAAUGGACGCUCAUCAGCCAGUGUGGUUAAGAAGCGACGUUCUCUGGAUCCCACAACGGGAUGUCCUGUGCCUAGGAAAAAAAUUGCCACACCGAACAAACAUAAUGCCGGAUCAAACACAACUACGACGAAAAAAUCUUCACGGAAAUCAGAUGCCAAUAGCAAGUCUGUAGCUGCAGCAGCAGCCGAUGACAAUUCCGAGAAUUACACACCCACCAAACAAUCAAAUGGCGGUAACCAAAAUCAAAACAAUAACAGCACUGCUUCCGGUUCGCAAAAGAAACACCGCAAGCGAGUGGGAGGCAAUAAUAACAACAGCAACAACACAGUAACGGCUAGUCAAAAGAAGAACUCUCAAAGAGCUCAAAUGGCUCAGCAGGAGGAUGACGAAGAAGAAUGUCGUGCCGAAAACUGUCACAAACCAACCGGACGCGAAGUUGACUGGGUGCAAUGUGAUGGCGGCUGUAACGAAUGGUUCCACAUGUAUUGUGUUGGACUCAAUCGCAGUCAAAUCAAGGCAGAUGACGACUACAUUUGCAUACGUUGUUCAAAGAAUGUCACCGUAACCACAACGGGUGGCGGAACAGCAGCAGCAGUGACGACACAACAAAAAGGCCGCUCCCAAACGGCACGAUAAAUGUUGAUGAUGAUAAUGAUGAUAAAGGCCAGCCGUCUAAAUAAUUUCUUGUAUACAUAAUAGUAAAUAUUCAAUCGAUAUUAAAUUUAACAAAAAAAGAAGAUUCUGUUUUAAAUGGGCAUAAUUUUUUUUUGUGAAACACACACUUUAAUCCCUCCCUAACCCAAGCUACUCCCACAUGUUCUUCUCCUACUACUACUACUACAGCAACUUCUCUAUUACUUUGUUUUUCUAUUUAGUAACAAGAGAAUUACGAAUACAAAACACACACGCAAAGCCAAGCAAACAACCAACCAACUAAUAAACCUCUGAAAUAUGAAGUAAAUGAAUAAAUGAAUUAAGUUAUUUUAGCACAGAAUUCCUUUAACACGCAGCUAGAAACUUUACUUUCAAAACAGAACUUAAAACUAAAACUCAAAACGACGAUGAGCCAAACAUCAUCCAAUUGUUAAGGAAGAAGCAACAAUUACAAAUGAAUUGAAAUGAUGACAAACCAGAAGAAAUCUGCACUUGCAACUUGCAACAACUGUAUAUGGAAAACAUAAUUAAUAAGAAUUAUAUUUAGCAACAAUGUAUUUAGUUUUCUUUUUUUUUAAUUACAGAAAGUUUUAAGCAAGAGUUCGAUUUUUUCUCUACAAUUUGCUAAAUUGUUACUAAUUAAAACGAAAAAUUAUAGAUUGGUAGUAGUUUUUUUGUCUGAAUUUUCUUUUUUUUUAUAUAAAUAUAUACUUAUAUACAUAUAUAUAAAGAAAUAUAUAAUAUUUUUAUGAUUUUACUGAAAAUAAAAGCGAUAACUUAUAUGUAAUUUUUAUUUAAUUAUGUUAGUUUGUAUUUGUAAUUUGUAAUGCUUAAUUAGUAUGUAACACUCUGCCCAAUAAUAAUAAUAAUAAUAUGAUUAGAGUAUAGCAAAUAUAUGUAUAUGUGUGUAUAUACAUAUAAAUAUUUAUUAUUACAUACAUACAUAUAUGCAUAUAUAUUUAUAUAUACUUAAACAAAAAGGAAAAAAAAAUAAUUAAAACAAAAGAAAAAAAAGUAACAAUGAGUAUAAGAAAACGAGAAAAAAAUUCUAUAAAUAAUUACACCUAGAUUUAAAUACAUAAUAUACAUAUGUACAGAUAAUGUACUACGGAUAUGUAUGUAUUAUUUGCAAAAUUUUGAAAAAUAUAAUAAAACAAAAUUUAAUCAAAAAUAAUAACAAAACAACUCUAAUAAAAACCAUAAAUUAUAUAGAAAAAGACGAAGACUAGAAAAAUAAAAUGAAAAUUUCUUAUAAACAGACAGCAGGACUGACUGACUCUCUCUCUCUCUGUCAAAGACUUAUCAAAGACAUAACUUUUGGACCUAACGUUUGCAACCUUUAAAGUAGUAACUUUAGCCUAAAAAACACAAUUCUUUCUUUUCUUUUUAAACAUAUUGUACAUUUUUUAUUUCUUUUUUUAACGUGUAAAAAUUAAUUAAAUUAAUAUAUUGACUAAUAUAAUACUUUGAUUACAUUUUUAGCAUAUAAAAUCCACACACACACACACAGUUACACAACCGUACAUAUAUAUACAUACAUUAAUAAAUAAAUACAUACAUACUUAUAUAUAUAUAUAUUAUGAACCCUUAAAUUUAAAUUUGAUGUAAUUCUAUAUGAUUA
Lucilia sericata (common green bottle fly) is the source of this 8171-nucleotide messenger RNA. It is a transcript of the gene Kdm5, whose product is annotated as lysine-specific demethylase lid. Gene Ontology annotation, biological process: chromatin remodeling. Gene Ontology annotation, molecular function: histone demethylase activity; DNA binding. The transcript is spliced from 4 exons. Gene Ontology annotation, cellular component: nucleus. Bases 1271 to 6532 code for a protein of 1753 amino acids. NCBI's taxonomy places the organism in Eukaryota, Metazoa, Arthropoda, Insecta, Diptera, Calliphoridae. The record is from RefSeq and is a predicted model, not a curated record.